Molecule: messenger RNA, 1586 nt
Organism: Apis florea (little honeybee)
Lineage: Eukaryota; Metazoa; Arthropoda; Insecta; Hymenoptera; Apidae
Gene: mdu
Product: mitotic spindle positioning protein meduse
Source: RefSeq, a predicted model, not a curated record
ACAGAUAAAAUGGCAGUCGUUGAGUGGAGUUCAGCUGUGUCUCAAUUAUAAUUACAUAGUCUCGAAAAUUGCAGGAACAUCUAACUAGAAGAGAAGAAUGAACGUGCUUCAGGAAUUAGUUUCGAAACUGAAGUCGAAUGGUUGUCAUUGUCGAGUUUCACAAUAACACAUACCGGCUUCUUAUUCCAUUUUUCUUCGACCAAUCUAGUUAGUUGUAUCUCAGAGUCGAGUCUUUGUGGCAGACGCGAUUCACGUUCUUGCAUCUCGUAGAUCACGUGAGAUUUCUCUCUUGUGCUCCGACUCGAGAUUACCUCAUGGGAAUCGAUCAACCUACUACAAAACCUUCGAGUUACAUUCACGUCAAGAAGAUUUGACUUGGUGCCGUUGUGCGUGAUCGUAAUUGAAGUUGGAUCAAUCCUUUAGAGCGAUCGUUAGCGGAAAAAAUUGAUUUGAAUUUUUUGGCGUCGAAUCAAAAAUUUUUUUUAGAAUUUUUCGGCGGGAGAUACACGUUUGAAAGAAAAAAGAGAACAAUGUGACGUAAUUUUAUGAUAAUAACUCCGAAUGUAACACCUGAACAGAUAAACGAUCGAAUUCGUAUCCCGAGUUCGGUAAUCGAAAAACACAUAUAACGAAAAGUGGUGUUCGAUUUUCAUUGCAUUAUUUCGUUCGGCAACGAUGAAAAUGGAGGCGGAGCACAGGUUGGAGCAGUUGAAGAAGGCAACGGACAGAAUACAAAAGGAGAUCGAAGAGGUCACGGAGAGGGAGCACGAGCUCAGAAACGUGGGUAGCAUUAAAACCACGUCCCACGAGACGGUGGAUUCCAAGGUACGACGUAUGCCACAAGCUUUGGUCUCAGGAAAAUUGAAGAGAACAACGUCUACUCCACAAAUUUUAGAAGCUAUCAGCUUAACACCAUCUACACCACCCUUAACGCCAAAGAUGACGAAUGGAGUGAUAUCUAGUCGCACCACUCCAACACCUUUGCGUUUCGCAACAGCACCUAGUCAAAAAGGGCUAAUGCAUAGGUUUCUGGCAACUCGUGGAAAAAUUUACAAACCAAAAUCUAUAGAUAAUGAUACGCUAACACCACCUUCAUCACCCAGUAUCACACUUAAUCCAUUGAGUAUCAAGGCUUUUAAUAGAAAUUUGGAAAUUCAACUUGAACCGGACAAUGAACCUAAAAAACCUCCUAUUAGAAAAGGAUAUGUGCCUGUAGAAGAAAAAAUUCAAAAAGAAUUACAUGAAAUGAAAGAACGAGAAAAUGAGCUUAGAUUAAUGCGAUCACAGAUGUUGGCUAAAUCUCAACCAAAUCUUUUGGAUAUUGGAAAUGAUAACGAUUCCGAUAUUUAUGAUGGUUCAAACUCAUUAAGAAGCGGUACCUCAACAAAUACUUUAAAUGAAGAUGAAAUAGAAAAAGAAAUUAAAGGAAAACACAAGCCUAAUCCACGACGUCGAAGCACUCUCAUCGCGCAAUGGGAAAAUUUGAUAGCUGCAAAAAAGGAAUCUAAUGAUAAUAACAACGAGAAUGAUUUAAAUUUUUGAAAAAUUGGAUUAUUUUGUAAAAAAUAAUUAUCAAUGUUUAUUUU